GGACUCUAUACACUGCAGAUGGACAUGCAACAGUAUUUGUACAGGAGAAGAAGUCAAAAUUCACCAGUCAUAAAAAUAUUUUUUUUUAUCCGGUUGAGCAAUGAAAAGCAACAUGACUGUAUCAGGUGAAAUCCUAGAGAUCCAAGGCUUCAGCAUAUCUCCAGAGUUCACAUACCCUCUCUUUUUCUUACUGCUGUUCGUCUACUUCUCUCUGCUUUUUUCCAACAUCGGAGUCCUUGUGCUGAUCAUCACUGAGAAGAGUUUGCACCAGCCGAUGUAUAUACUCUUCUGCAACCUGUCUGUCAAUGAUCUGAUCGGUAACACGGUCCUGCUGCCUCAGCUGAUGGCUCACAUCAUUUCAACAGAACGCUUUGUCACCUACAGACAGUGUGCAAUUCAAGCAUUUUUUAGCCACACGUUUGGGUCUGCCUCACAUAUGAUCCUUGUCAUCAUGGCGAUAGACAGAUAUGUUGCAAUAUGUCACCCUUUAAGGUACAGCUCAAUUAUGACCACUAAAACUGUGAUUGGGCUGUCUGCAACAGCAUGGGGGGUGUCAUUAAUCCUCGUAUCUGUGCUGAUCGGUCUCACAGUGAGGCUGUCUCGCUGUAGAUCACUCAUACAAAACGCUUAUUGUGAUAAUGCAUCACUGUUCAAACUCUCCUGUGAUGAUGUGUCAAUCAAUAAUAUCUACGGACUGUUUUUCACUGUGCUGCUGUUUAGCUGCUCGAUGGGAGGCAUAAUUGUCACUUACUUUAGGAUAGCUCUCGUCUGCUGGAUCAGUAAAAACAAAGAGCUGAAUAACAGAGCGCUGCAAACAUGUGCCAGCCACCUGGUUCUGUAUCUCAUAAUGCUGUGGUCAGGCUCUUUAACAAUCAUACUGCACCGUUUCCCAGAUUACCCAGACCUGAGGAAGAUUGCAUAUAUUUUGUUCCACGUGGUCCCGGCUAAUUUAAACCCAGUUAUUUAUGGGAUGCAAACAAGAUCUUUACGGACUAAAAUAUUUCAAUUACUGGAAAGAAAGGUGACUUCAACCUAACUCCUUAUGUCAGCUGUUAAUGCUUUAUUGAAGGCUUGAACAUAGAGAUGUACAAAUGUAAUGUGUAUCCCUUGUUACACCUGCUCUUGAGCUUGUCUUUACCUGGAACACAAAUGUUUUACACAGAGGUGCUUUUUUAAGUUCAAACAACUUUACUUUUUAUCUUCAAGUUGCAAUUCCUUCAGUGAACUUUUAUACACCAGUUUAUUUGACAUAUCCUGUGGAGACAGUAGAUUACAUUUUAGUUUCCCCAGCCCCUCUUCUGAGCUAAAUCCCAGUAACAAGCCCUCUAUCAACAUCUUAUGUCUCAGUGCAGAACAGCAUCAAGUUCACACAUCUUGUGUUCAAAAUCACAAACAUCUCAAGUUACAUUUACCUUGCAUGAAACUGUUUAUUUAAUAUUAAGCAUCAUAAUCUGUAACAAUACCCAAGAAACACAAGAUCCCUGGUACUAAAACUCCAAAUGUGAAUUUUACAGCUUAAAAAGAACCCAAAUUAAUGGAUUAUUCAUAAUAAACUUUUUAUAUGACCUUUUUAUUGAGGCCAGAUGUGCAUUUUAUAUUCGACUUCCUUCCUACCUGUGACGGAACUGACUGCCUGCUCUGUGUAUUUAGUAGUGAGUACUACAAAUCUACAAGAUUUAAUUAAAUAUAUUUCUGAAUAAGCAGAAAUCUUCUAAUAUUCCCAAAAUGUAGUCAGUGCUUUUCCUUAGUGUGUGCUGUACUGAGGAUGCUUUAAGUCACGUAGGCCUGAACCAUUUUGAUAGUCUCUAUAAAAAGUAAAUCCUGGGUCUCAACAGCUUUUCUUUCCUUUUCAACCUGGUUUAAUUCUGGAUAAAAAGCAAUUCCCAGAGUCUCCAAACUAGACAGUACAAAUUUCUGUGCUACCUUAUUUUUGUAGAUCAAAACACAAUCCUGGUCGGGAAGCUUUUCAUUUCCUUGUGGCUCAGAUUAAGGCUCCAUUUCACAACAUAAAGACCAGGGAUAAUACACUUUACAAGCAGUUUCUUGUGGUGAUGCAGGGGAUUAAAUAGAUAAUCCAUGUGAUUUACAACAAGAUCAUUUUUUCUCAUGUCAUGGUUUAUGUACACAAUCUCUUCUGGUCAUGUUUGUUAUUACAUUCGUGAUUUUGUGCAAUAGAGUGAUUCUGUCUAUGAUCUACUAAUGUAGAUGAAUGUAAAAAUAUGUAUACUGGUGUAUUUUGUUAAUGAAAUAAUACAUAAUGAUCAAACUGUAGAGACACUGUAUCUAGAACCCCCAAAAUAUUUCUGGGAGAGUCCGAACUCUCACUCUUUUUCUAUGUUUGUUUUAUUACUCUCUUUUUGUGAUGUACCAGAAAAUAUUACAUAUAUUUUUAAGAUUUU
This is a messenger RNA of Notolabrus celidotus (New Zealand spotty), 2399 nucleotides long. RefSeq names its product olfactory receptor 13H1-like. The transcript has 3 exons. Gene Ontology annotation, biological process: G protein-coupled receptor signaling pathway. Gene Ontology annotation, molecular function: G protein-coupled receptor activity; olfactory receptor activity. The coding region runs from base 101 to 1036 and encodes 311 amino acids. The record is from RefSeq and is a predicted model, not a curated record. Lineage: Eukaryota; Metazoa; Chordata; Actinopteri; Labriformes; Labridae. Gene Ontology annotation, cellular component: membrane.